Phragmites australis (common reed) is the source of this 739-nucleotide messenger RNA. RefSeq lists its product as uncharacterized. Gene Ontology annotation, biological process: retrograde vesicle-mediated transport, Golgi to endoplasmic reticulum; intracellular protein transport; intra-Golgi vesicle-mediated transport. The record is from RefSeq and is a predicted model, not a curated record. Lineage: Eukaryota; Viridiplantae; Streptophyta; Magnoliopsida; Poales; Poaceae. Gene Ontology annotation, cellular component: COPI vesicle coat. The transcript has 5 exons. The coding region runs from base 113 to 556 and encodes 147 amino acids.
CGCCCAGCUCCUCUCCCUCCCUCCCCCUCCCGCACCGCACCGCACCGCACUGGAGUCACCGAGGAGAGGCCCGACCACCGUCGAGAGAAGGCCUGAGACAGAGGGUGAGAAGAUGAUCCUGGCGGUGCUCUUCGCCAACUCCGACGGCAACAUCCUCAUCGAGCGGUUCCAUGGGGUUCCCGCGGAGGAGAGGCUUCACUGGCGCUCGUUCCUGGUGAAGCUCGGAUCCGAGAACCUCAAAGGGUCCAAGAGCGAGGAGCUCCACGUUGCUUCCCACAAGUCGGUCUCUAUUGUUUAUACAAUGAUUGGGGACGUCUGCCUGUACAUUGUUGGCAAGGAUGAAUAUGAUGAGCUUGCUUUGGCCGAGGUGAUCUUUGCGAUUACAUCGGCAGUGAAGGAUGUCUGUGGAAAACCUCCUACUGAGCGCCUCUUCCUUGACAAAUACGGGAGGAUCUGCUUGUGCCUUGAUGAGAUCGUUUGGAAGGGUCUGCUUGAGAACACGGAGAAGGACAGAGUUCGGAGGUUGAUCAGACUAAAGCCCCCUGUUGAGCCAUGAUUUUCAUCUUUGUAUCUUGUGUAUUUAUGUUUUUCAAACUCAAACUCAUUUAGGCAAAAUUUUCAGUUUGCUUCUGCCGAUAUCUGUACUGUAUCUACAAUACUGUCACUUCGAUCAUCAGUGGAUUGUGUACAUGACAUUGCAAAGGAUAGCAUGAUGAUCUGUGAGUCUGUUGUGUUGUUA